Molecule: messenger RNA, 456 nt
Organism: Staurois parvus
Lineage: Eukaryota; Metazoa; Chordata; Amphibia; Anura; Ranidae
Source: the annotation of a GenBank genome assembly
AUGGAGCAGGAUAUUUUUCUGAGCUCAGAUGAAUUGGACGAUGAUGUAUUUUAUCCUGAUGACUUUGGGUUUCCUGUUCAGCCUCUGACCCCUUCAGCUAUGUUCACCCACAGCCCAGCUUACACUUGUAUGUUAGGUCGAUUUCAGCUGUUCCCCCUCUCCCAUUGCUGUGGCCCCGGGUGCAGGAUCACGGACUGCGAGGAUAAGGCCACCCAAACCUUAGAGCCAUCAUCUGUUAAUGGUGAUAUUAUGUUACCUUGUGGUGUCGCAGAAUCCCCUCAGAGACUCUUUUAUGGAAAUGCCGGGUACCUUUUACACCAGCCUUUAGAUUUAGCUAUGCAAUUAGGAGAGGAGACACACAACACCCAAGACUGGAGCAGAGUGCUGAAAGGCGGAUUGCUCGGAAGUUACAGUGUAUUGGAGAUCAGUUCCAUAGACUUCACUUACAAAAGGUAC